Messenger RNA from Malaclemys terrapin pileata, 486 nucleotides. RefSeq names its product zinc finger protein 22-like. Bases 1 to 486 code for a protein of 161 amino acids. The transcript is spliced from 3 exons. NCBI's taxonomy places the organism in Eukaryota, Metazoa, Chordata, Testudines, Emydidae. The record is from RefSeq and is a predicted model, not a curated record. Gene Ontology annotation, molecular function: DNA-binding transcription factor activity; RNA polymerase II cis-regulatory region sequence-specific DNA binding. Gene Ontology annotation, biological process: regulation of transcription by RNA polymerase II.
AUGUUUCCGGGUGUUGUGCACUCCGAGAAAAAGAAAAAGCCUACAAUCCAUGCAGGGGUGACACCCUACACAUGCUCUGAGUGUGGGAAAAGGUUCAAUGGGAGCUCAGACCUUAUCAGACAUCAGACAAUCCACACAGGAGAGUCGCCCUAUAUAUGUGCUGAGUGCGGGAAAAGCUUCAAUCAGCGCUCAAACCUUAUGAAACAUCAGCGAAUCCACACAGGUGAGACAAUCUACAGGUGCUCUGAGUGCAGGAAAAGCUUCAAACAGAGCUCACACCUUAUCAGACAUCAGAGAAUCCACACAGGAGAGAUGCCCUACAUGUGCUCUGAGUGUGGGAAAAGCUUCAAUCACAGCUCUGCCCUGAUUAUACAUUGGAGAAUCCACACGGGCGAGAAACCUUAUGCAUGCUGUGAGUGUGGGAAAAGCUUCAAAAAGAGUUCACACCUUAUUAGACAUGAAGAAAUCCAUAUGAGAGAACUGUAA